UUGUUUUUUUAAUGCCAUGUUGUUUAUACCCCUUCUUAUUGUCUAUAAUUCUGUCUGCCAUUUGCUCUCCCUAUGCCAACAGGUGCUGUGUCUCUCCCCUACAAAAUCCCUGCUUUCCUCCCUAUGCAACAGUUGCCCCCCAUCCCCUCUUCUCCUCCUCCUCCUACUCCUCUCUCUUUGCUUCUCCUCUGAGGACUGCCAACGUUGAACUCCAUGAAAAGGAGCCACCUUUGAAGGAGAAGCGGGGAGGAAGGAGAACAGGGGCUCUAUUUCCACAAGAAAGAUACCAUCUUUCCCAUAUUCGAAUCUGUGUCUCUAUUCCCUAGCGAUGGCUCCAAGCUUUGACUGUGCUGCCUCCAUCCUCCUCUGCGCCGAGGACAACAGUAGCGUCCUGGGUUUUGACGAUGAUGUUGAUGGGGAGGAGGAUGGGCGUGGGUUUGGUUGGGUUUCUGGGGUGAAAAGUCCCCAUUUUUACGGGGAUUUCCUCGUGGACUUUCCCGUUCUCUCGGAUGAGCGCUUGGGGUCGCUGGUUGAGCGAGAAACGGAAUAUAUGCCGAGGGAGGACUAUGCCGAGAGGCUGCGGUCCGGGGCUCUAGACUUGGCUAUCAGGAGAGAUGCCAUCGAUUGGAUCUUGAAGCUUUCUAAGGUAUUUGGGAUUUCUGUGGCUUUUAGUCAACAUAGCAUUACCUUUCUGAUAUUGACAUUUGGAUCUUGGAAUCUGCAAUGUUGGCUUCUCAAACAAAACAGUGUUCAUGCCCAUUACAGCUUCGGUCCGCUCAGUGCAUAUUUAGCAGUAAAUUACUUGGAUCGGUUCCUCUCUGGCUAUGAGCUUCCUCAAGGAAAGGCUUGGAUGACACAACUAUUAUCUGUGGCCUGCUUAUCUUUGGCUGCGAAAAUGGAGGAAACCGAAGUCCCUCUAUCUCUGGACUUACAAGUAGGCGAUGCAAAAUAUGUAUUUGAAGCAAAGACUAUACAAAGAAUGGAGCUACUGGUGCUUAGCACCCUCAAAUGGAGGAUGCAAGCAGUGACUCCCUUCUCUUACGUAGAUUUCUUCCUUCAUAAGUUCAAUGGUGGUAGUCCCCCAAGCAAGAUAUUGGUGUCUCGGUCCGUGGAACUCAUCUUAAGCAUGGCUAGAGGGACCGAUUUGUUAGUAUUCAGACCAUCCGAAGUUGCUGCGGCCAUUGCGCUGUCAGCUUUGAGGGAAACUCAGGUUGUAGAAGUCGAGAAGGCUUUGUCAUGCUGUAUCCAUGUUGUGCAGGAAGGUGUCUUGAGGUGUUUUGAGGUGAUCCAAGACUUGAUGGCAGUGAGGUCUAGGCCACGCAAAAUUGCUAUUUCAUCAGUUUCCUCUCUACCACAAAGCCCAAUUGGGGUGUUGGAUGCAGCAUGCCUAAGCUAUAACAGUGAUGAUACAACUGCUGGAUCUCAUGCAACAUGUGGAGGUGAUUCUCCAGCUAGUAAAAGGAGGAAAUUAAGCAGCUCAUCAAUCUCAUGAAGAAGACUUUGUGUGCGCUACUUACCUGCUUUGAAGACACUGGUACUUUCCAACAAGUAGUCUGGUUUAUUAGUGGGGCAUAGUGGUCAUAAUUUUGGCAAAACCAAAAUGAUAAAAAGAUGAAUGGAAAAGGAGGAUCUAAUAAAACUGGGCAGUCCAGUCCUUUACCGACGCCUUGGAAAUGAAUCAAGCAGCCACCAGUUUUGUCAAGUCAACAAAAUUCCAGAGUCUGCAAAGAUCAAAAGGAGCAAGGGAAGAAAUUGAGAGAACUGAGGAGACCUGUGUCAUGAUCAAGAUAGGGGGCAACUAGUUGUGAGUGUCUUUGUUGUUGUUGUUGUUGUUGUUGUUGUUGUUCUUUUUCUCCAUUUUGUGAGAAACUAGUAGAUAAAUCCUUUGGGCGAUCAAAAAUUGCCACCCAAAUUAAAAGAAAAAAAAAGAAUAGAGUUGAAGAAAAGGAGGAAGUAGCUUUCCUUGAAAAGGUUUUAUUUGUUGACAUUUUUAAGUGAACUUUUUUUCUUAUUGUA
Messenger RNA from Musa acuminata AAA Group (dessert banana), 2016 nucleotides. RefSeq names its product cyclin-D4-1-like. The transcript has 7 exons. Gene Ontology annotation, molecular function: cyclin-dependent protein serine/threonine kinase regulator activity. Bases 329 to 1492 code for a protein of 387 amino acids. Gene Ontology annotation, cellular component: cytoplasm; nucleus; cyclin-dependent protein kinase holoenzyme complex. The record is from RefSeq and is a predicted model, not a curated record. Gene Ontology annotation, biological process: regulation of cyclin-dependent protein serine/threonine kinase activity; mitotic cell cycle phase transition. NCBI's taxonomy places the organism in Eukaryota, Viridiplantae, Streptophyta, Magnoliopsida, Zingiberales, Musaceae.